CAUACUCUUCACACUUUCAACUCCAACUAUUCUAAACUCUGUUCUUCAUGUGUGUGAAAAUGGUGGUCAGUGGUCAUGUGGCUUACUUUCUACUUGUGUCUAUAAUUUUAACGUCCGUCAACGCUCGUAUACCCGGAGUUUACACCGGAGGCCAAUGGGAAACUGCUCACGCCACCUUCUACGGUGGCAGUGAUGCCUCCGGCACCAUGGGUGGAGCGUGUGGGUACGGAAACUUGUACAGCCAAGGGUACGGGGUCAACACAGCGGCGUUAAGCACUGCUUUGUUCAACAAUGGGCUGAGUUGUGGGGCUUGUUUUGAGAUAAAGUGUGUGAAUGACCCACAAUGGUGCCAUCCCGGGAGCCCAUCGAUUUUCAUCACGGCCACUAAUUUCUGUCCGCCUAAUUUCGCUCAGCCAAGUGAUAAUGGUGGGUGGUGCAACCCUCCUCGAACCCAUUUCGAUCUCGCCAUGCCUAUGUUUCUCAAAAUUGCGGAAUAUCGUGCUGGUAUAGUUCCCGUUUCUUACCGCCGGGUGCCAUGCCGAAAACAAGGAGGUGUAAGAUUCACCAUCAAUGGAUUCCGUUACUUCAACUUGGUUCUCAUCACCAACGUUGCCGGAGCAGGGGACAUAACUCGAGCAUGGGUGAAAGGUUCAAGGACCGGAUGGAUGAGCCUUAGCCGAAACUGGGGUCAAAACUGGCAGUCAAAUGCAGUGCUUGUUGGUCAAUCACUUUCGUUUAGGGUCACGGGUAGUGAUCGACGCACUUCCACUUCUUGGAACAUUGUUCCUGCUAAUUGGAAGUUUGGACAAACCUUUGUUGGCAAAAAUUUCCGAGUUUAACCACUUGGUUAUUAAAUCGGUCAAGUAAACAUUUACUAAAAUUACACAAGCUUUAUAAUAAAGAAUUUGUGUACUAUACGAGCAAGUUUAGAAAGAGUGUGAUUGGGAGGUGUGAAGUGGCUAUAAACUACAAAGUCAUGCCUCGAGUCAUGACGGCCCGCAACUUUCUUUUUUUUUUUAAAUAUUUUUAUGUUAUCAUCAUUAUGAAAAAUGGGAAUACAUUUAUGGUAUUGAUAUAUAUUUUUAGAAUUUUAGAAA
Messenger RNA from Helianthus annuus (common sunflower), 1097 nucleotides. Its product is annotated as expansin-A4. The record is from RefSeq and is a predicted model, not a curated record. The transcript has 3 exons. Lineage: Eukaryota; Viridiplantae; Streptophyta; Magnoliopsida; Asterales; Asteraceae. Gene Ontology annotation, cellular component: extracellular region. Bases 48 to 839 code for a protein of 263 amino acids. Gene Ontology annotation, biological process: plant-type cell wall organization.